GGUGCCGGGAUUUCUGACAGGUUCAGGACAUUGCACAAGAGCGGGGAAGACCCAGCUGAGGAAACACAAUGGCUAUUGCCAAAUGCAAACCCUCCCUCCUCCUCUCUCGGCCCACAAAGUUGUGUACUUCCCUGUACCUUCCCCAUUUUAUCUCCGUUCCUUCGCCCACAAGUGGCAUUCUCUCUUUUUUUCUCAGCUUGGGUGUAUCUCAGAACAAGCUGAGACGUUAAAAGACUUUAGGUGCGUGUGUCUCUCUCUCAAGGGAAAGAAGAGAGAGAAACGGACGGGAGCCUAUCCCAACUUCUGCCGCUUGCCUUUUGACAGAAAGUAAGACCAGAGUUCAAAAUUCAGACAAACAUCGCUGAAUCAACACAGGAAAAGCCUUCCUCAACAACGUCCAUAGGCCAGGGAAAGCAAUCGACUGCAAAACCCAGGUGUAAAAAGACAGGAAACCCUGCUGUGAUGAGAUUCUGCUUCUUGCUUCUCGCUCUGUGGCACGGAGUACUUGGUGAUGUCCUCCAGCUAGACAAAAUGUACGGGAGGAUCGCCUCUCCAGACUUCCCCAAUGUCUAUCCUAACAGCAAGGAGAGGAUAUGGAAUAUCACUGUUCCCCAAGGCUAUGCUCUGCGCAUCUAUUUUACUCACUUCAACCUUGAGCUGUCUUACCAGUGUGAAUACGACUAUGUCAAACUAGACUCAGGAGGAAAGGUCGUGGCCACUCUCUGCGGCCAGGAGAGCACGGACACGGAAGAGGCCCCUGGGAAAAAGACAUACCGCUCCAUUAACAACAACUUAGCAGUGACUUUCAGAUCGGAUUAUUCCAAUGAGAAACAGUUCACGGGCUUUGAGGCCUUCUACGCUGCUGAAGACAUUGAUGAGUGUGAAGGGCAAGCUGAUGGUGAAUUGCCUUGUGACCACCACUGUCACAAUUACCUGGGCGGCUUCUAUUGCAGUUGCCCGAUUGGCUACCUUCUGCACAGGGACAAGAAGACUUGCAAAGCGCACUGUCCGAAUAAGGUGUUGACGGCAAGAACUGGAGAGUUCUCCAGCCCCAAUUACCCCAACCCGUAUCCUAAAAUCUCCGAGUGCAGCUAUAGCAUCCGGGUGGAAGACGGUUUCAUGGUCAUCUUAGAAUUUGUGGAGAUCUUUGAUGUAGAAGCCCAUCCAGAUGUACUGUGUCCUUAUGACAUCCUGAAGAUUAAGACACCCAAGAAAGAAUUUGGUCCAUUCUGUGACAAUUCCUUACCUUCCAAAAUUGAAACGCGUACCAAUACGGUGGAUAUCACGUUCAUCACCGACAUUUCUGGUGUUCAUGCUGGAUGGAAGCUCAGAUAUCACACAACAGCUUUGCCAUGUCCCAAUCCUCAAGCACCCCCCAACGGCCGGAUCUCCCCAGUGCAGGCAAAAUAUAUUUUGAAAGACUUCUACAGCCUCUCCUGCAACUUGGGCUACGCACUUUUGGAAAACAAACUGAUUGUCAAAUCCUUCAAAGCAACCUGUCAAAAGGAUGGUACCUGGAACAAGCCAAUGGCCCAAUGCACCAUUGUUGAUUGCGGCCCUGCCAAUGACAUAGCAAAUGGCACCCUUGUGUACGUCACUGGAAAAGAGAUGUCCACAUAUCAAGCUGAAAUCAAAUAUAACUGCGAAAGGCCCUUCUACUCCUUGAAAACCGGAUACUCUGACAACUACCGGUGUGCCCCUGAUGGUUUCUGGAGAGAUCAAAAGGGAAAGAAAGCACCUCCGGUCUGUGAACCAGUCUGCGGAGUCCAAACGUCUAACACUCUGAAGCGUAUCUUUGGAGGGCAGAAGGCUCUGCCGGGCCAAUUCCCUUGGCAGGUUUUAAUCACGGAUGCGCAUGGAGCAACUGGGGGCGGAGCCCUUUUAUACGAUAACUGGAUCUUGACCGCCGCUCACGUCCUCGGCAGCCCAGUUGACGCCUCCUCCCUGACCUUGAAACUGGGGCUCCUCAACAAACGCUCCCCUCAUUACCACCAAGUCUGGGCAGAAUCGGUGUUCCUCCACAGCGGCUUCGCCAACGACGGCAUCAACUUCGACAAUGACAUUGCUCUGAUUAAACUGAAACACAAAGUUCCCAUUAACAAAAACAUCACCCCGAUUUGCUUGCCGGGAUACAACCCCGGCUUCCGGGUGAACACGAACGACACGGGAAUCAUUGCCGGCUGGGGAAAAACGGAGCGGGCCCGGCAGUCCCGCUUCUUGCUGUAUACCGAGAUAGACGUUGUUGAGCCUGACAAGUGCAAAGCGGCCUACGCAAACCGGACUUUGGAAGGGAAAAAACUCGUGCUGACAGAAAAUAUGCUUUGCGCGGGAACUGAGGAGGGGGGGAAGGACUCUUGCUAUGGGGACAGCGGAGGCGCCCUGGUGUUCUACGAUACUAAAGCCAGGAGGUGGUUUGUUGGCGGUGUGGUCUCCUGGGGUCUGGAAUGUGGUUCUGCUGGGCUCUAUGGGGUCUACACUAAGGUGCCCAAUUACACGCCGUGGAUCGAGGACCUAAUUGCACGCCAUUCUUAAUCGGUUUUUGUUUGUGUUUUUCAAUAAAGCAUAGAACACGGUUAGUUCUGUGGAUUUUAAUAAUGCUCAUCUAUAGCCCCCCCUACAACCUGACUGGGGUUUAUUUUGGGGAAAGAGCCACAGAAUCCGAUUCUAAGCUGUGCAACCAACAAAUCAAGCUUUUUCACCAAGGCGAGUUGGGUUCUUUGUGAAUUUCUUAUGACAAAAGCUCAACUGAAAAUUCCACAGGGGCCCCCAAUUAUGACCACGGCCCAUUUUAAAUUGAAAAGAUUCGUAAAAAUUGCCCAGCCCAAAUCUAUUCAGUUUUUUUUUUCAUGGGGUUAAAGCCAUCAGUUUUUUCCUACCGUAUUUAAAGACCAAAUUUAAAGUCUAUCAUUUUAAAGUCCAAAUCUUUUAACUCCACUGGGGCUAAUCUCUCCCCGCCUCCCCUUGCAUUUACAUUUACUGAAGCUUAUCUUAAUUAGCUCAACCUAGCAAACAAGGAAUUCCUUUAUUAGCUACCAAAGAGUUGGAGGUACUAUUCUCUUUUUAUAAACAGACAUCCCUGACAACUGGUGGGGUGGGAAGGAGGGAGAAAGAAUGUCAGGAGUAUGCAGCCCAUAGGAACAGGGCAAGAGCCCAGAGGCCUGCUCAUUCAGCUGUUAACAGUUUGGUCUCAACUGCUGCGAUCAAAAUGCUCCAAGAUUUAAUUCACGCCCACACAAAUGAUGGACUGGAAAAAGGAAUUCUCAUCAUCACAUCCAUUUGAGUAGCAAAGUCUCAGUAAUUAAGAGAUGCUCAGCAGGCAACUGAAACACACAUUUGCUCACAUUGGGCCUCUGUUAAAUUACAAUGCUGCUUAUUACUAAAUGAAGCUCAUUAGCAAGAUAAUCCUUCUAGCGGUGGUAAACCGACUGUGUUCCUUAUUUCCCUCUUUAAAUUGCAUUAGCACAAUACAUACAAGGGCUACAAAAGUUUAAAACAAGACUCCAGACAAUCAAGUUAUGAGAAUUUUGUUUAUUAAACUCACUUUCAACACUAACGGGGGAAAAAAAUUAACGAUACGAAUCAUGUUUGAAAACAUUUCUAAGAUGCUUAGGGAUUGGAAGGGAAGGGACAGUAGAGCCCUUAGUGCUUGAAGUGGCAUUAAAAUGAUCACAGCAUGGGUCCCCCUCUGUUCAGAAAUGGCCCUUGGGCUUUAUAAAUACAAGCUAACAUAAAUUACUGAAACCAUGCUAGUGAGGUAUCAAACUUACCCUCAGGAUCCUUCCUGGGAUGACACAGUUUAGCCUUGGGAGGUCCGAGAAAACCAUAUUAAGUGUUACUCAGCAGCAGUAGCUGGUGUUAAUGCAAGUGCUAAAAUGCAAAAUUCAGAUGGUACAGAUUUUGGCAAAUGGAUCGGAUUUAGGCGAAGUAAAGAUUACGCAAUGUAAGACUUAUUAUAUCCUUUGGAAUAGUCACAGAUCUGUUUUACAUCAAGAACCAUCUUCCGGAAUAAUAAACCAGUUUUAGUUAUCGAACAACCAUGCCACAAUAAGCACCCAGCAGAUAAGUUUUAAGAUCUACACGGAUGUCCUUUAAAAGGAAAUAGGAUUUUUAGGCUGAAAUGCAAACAAAAUCAGGGAAGCAAAAGGUUUUAAAAUGUAUGAAUUUAGUCGGGACCAAAUUGACGGCUCCCACUACCUAUCAAAUGAAAGUUGUAAGUUUGUAUCGAGUAAGGAACAGUAUAAGGCCUGUAACUAUCAUUUAGAGCCAAAUGUUUGCCAAAACUUUGUCCAACUGUUCACCACAUUGAAACUGAGGUUAAUAGCAUCCUAUUCCCAGCAGGGCUGAAUACCCUGAGAACACAAUGCUAUAUAUACUCAAGGGUUAUUUGAGAUCUUUGCUUAAAAUUAGUGGUGGACAUUAGUGGUGCCUGCUGGCCAGGGAUGGGGUACUUCAUGUAACAGAAUUGCAUUUCAGAUGUUUAUUGCAAAAGGUAUGAAGAUAAGGCUGGGUCUUAAGUUUUGGAGUUUCUGCUACAUGAGGCAGGCAAACCUAAAAAACAUUUUUUAAAAACUUAAAUUUUUAUCCUAAACGAUACUUUUAACCAAUUAAAAAAAUAGGAGCUCUUUUGCUCCUGGGGGCUGUCAAACACACACACGUAUUACUUAAAUCAGUUUUAUUUAAGAAUUUCCUACAUUGACAAAUCUUAUAAAAAAGCAUCCAAACACAGAACUUCAGCAAACAGCAUUCAUAUGGAUAUCUUACAGACAGAAAAAACGUCCACCCGCAAGGGAACACCUGAGCUUGCAAGUGAGCUUUGCUGGAAGAAAAAAAGAAAAAAAAAA
Messenger RNA from Crotalus tigris (Tiger rattlesnake), 4841 nucleotides. It is a transcript of the gene MASP2, whose product is annotated as mannan binding lectin serine peptidase 2. The transcript is spliced from 11 exons. Lineage: Eukaryota; Metazoa; Chordata; Lepidosauria; Squamata; Viperidae. Gene Ontology annotation, cellular component: extracellular region. Gene Ontology annotation, biological process: complement activation; proteolysis. The coding region runs from base 463 to 2532 and encodes 689 amino acids. Gene Ontology annotation, molecular function: serine-type endopeptidase activity; calcium ion binding. The record is from RefSeq and is a predicted model, not a curated record.